UUGAGAAUUGGUCGUGUUUUGGUUUAAUGAAUUUUCACAAAGUAAAAAAUGUGCGAAAAGUGUGAAAGUUCGAAUAAUAAUCAUAAACUUUUAAAUUCAGCCUUUGUCUUUAGUGCUUAAGUGCUAGUAAAGUGUGUUGUUGUAUGAUUAAUUUUAAGUUUGACAAUGCAUAAAUACUUUAUAUCAGUAUUGUUAGUUCGUUUGGUCCUGCCAGCAUCGCUUCUCCUAAGUAUCGCACUUCGUCCAUUUGGCCUUUCUCUAAUAUAUUUGCUGCUGUACUUAAUAUCACCGUUUCCACAAGUACCAGACUCAAAAACUUUUCGAGGUUUUCGAGGAAAAUACCUGCAGCUCAAUCUCGUGGUAUCAUCAUUACUCUUAUUAGUUCACGCAACAUGGCACAGUGUACUCGCAGGGUUCGCACCAUAUGGCCGGCUACUGGAAGAGUAUCCACUUAUUCAAAAGAUUGGUUACAAUUUGGGGCUCGUGUCAUACAAUGGGAUAGAUCCAUUAAUGGCUACCCACUAUCUAGCACCUGAGUUAGUCGUCUUCGGUUCAUCAUUAGUAGUAUAUUUAAUUGUUCGCACACUUCUGAUUGGAUCACCGAACGAUGAGGUUUUGAGGAAAGACUCCAAACAUCAAAAGUUUCCACUUCUUACUAGUGCAGGAAAGUACAUCGCUUUGUUUCUGUUAAUGUUCUCCGGUAUAAUGCGCCCGAGUGUUACAUCGGGCAUAUAUUUCCUGGUGUUCAUGGGAGCAGCCACGGCAUGGGCUGUCGGCAGACCUCUAGAGCGUGGUUUCGCUGUGGUCACUCGCUGCAUAAUGGCCAUUAUGGGGGUCCAUAUAGCCGUGCUUCUGGUAUACCAAUGCACUUGGGUGAUAAAUCUCUAUCCACCUGACAAAGAUUUUGCUCGAUACUUUGGUCUAACAAAAUUGGUGAUACUGAAUGAGACUGAUUCCUCGAGCUUUGCGUACGAGGUGACAGAUAAUCAUAUGUGGGCUACACUGGCUAGUCCGCUAGUUAUUCUCUUUUCUUACUUUUUCCUCGCUAUUGAAACACGAGAGCUAUUCAAACCAAAGGCGAAGAAAAAAGGUGUUUUAACUGGUCUCGAAGCGGGCAAGGUGAACGGUUCAUUAGUACGAGGGGUAUCCUUUCAUCGCAGCAGCCGACAUGCUCCCCGGGAAAGCUGGAAAAACGCCACCAAGAAAGUUCGCUUACUGCGAAAUAUGAGUCCGAGCAAGCGAUGGUCGAGUCGUGGGGGUUCCGUCACACGCACGCUCCAUCAGGACUCCACUGGCUCCGUCGUUGUACCCGAUGAAGAAUCAAUUAUGGAAAAUAUACAAGAAUCAUCGUUAAUGGAUGACAUUUUAGCCACGAUUGUGGACUUCUUCCAAGUUUUAAUCAGGUCGUCAUACAUCGCAACAACGAUAACUAUGAUGGCGUGGAGUAUAAUGUUCCACUCCUGGCUGACGUUCGUGUUUCUGAUGUGGGCCAACAUCGUGUGGCUUUGUCAAGACCAGAGGUCCUUCAUGCUUAAGACUAGUCCGGUGCUCGUGUUCUACGCUAUGCUACUUCUGAUAGCCCAGUACAUAUACGGCAUGGACUUGACUGAGGUGGAAUUGCCGUCGAAUAUCACGGCGGUAAACCUACGGCAAAUAGGUUUAGGCAGGCCGGAUGGCGAGCCUUGUGUUCCGCUGCUCAUCAAGUCGCUGUUCACGUUCAUGUUUUGGGUGACACUGCGACAGCGCGUGCAGGAGAUGAUCGAGCGCCGCCAAUCAGCUGCCACCACAGAUAUCGCUGCACCGCUACACCUUACUGUGUCUAUGGCUGCAACUGCCGCUGAAGCUGCGCGUGAGGAAGAGCGUCGUUCUAAAAUGAUAACUGCAAUCGGCGCGUGGAUGCGUUCUGCUUGUGCCCGCUACUGGAUCUACGUGGUGGUCAUUAUGCUGUUCGUCAUCGGCAUAACGGGCGACCGUAUGACCAUCUUCCGCAUCAUCUACAUGUUACUAUUCCUAGUCUUCAUACUCAUGUUCCAGAUAAGUUGGUACUGGUGGCGACGUUUGAUGUACGUUUUCUGGAUCACAGUCAUUAUAUACUCCAUGAUAAACCUCAUACUCAUAUACAUAUACCAGUUCGAUAAUUUCUCAAAAACCAUCGAAACGUACCUUCUGAUCAAUGAAAAGUUACAGCACGAUUUGGGUUUGGAGCCAUAUCACCCAGCUGAUUUAUUCGUCAAACUAUUAACACCCACUCUGUUCCUUAUAAUCACAAUAAUGCAGGUGCAUUACUUCCAUAAAGACUUUAUGGCGCUGUCAGAUCCAAAGACAAGGACAAACAGUAUCGCUAAAGAAGGUGAAUCGAGCAGGCCCAGUGGAGGGGCCUCUACGAUGCAAGGCGAUCUACCUCCACUACCUUUGGAGGGGCGACCCGCGUCCGCUGAGCCUCGUACCGAUAGCGACACUGAGGCUGAACAGUCCAUGGGAACGUCAUCUGUCAACACAGCUGCAAAGCGAUCGAUGUAUAGGAAAUCUUCUCGGAGCCGUUCAUACGCGGCCACGGUAACUGAGCGCGUAACGUUCAUGACAGCACUCCAUAAACUCGUUGUGAACAAGUGUGGUGCGUUGCGACGCAGCCUGGGUGACUGGAUAGAUAAAACAUUCAUCUUUCUGGACAUUCAUUUGGUCAAGAUAAUUUUCUUGUCUGUUUUGCUGCUCUGUGUAUUUGACGUUUCUGCCAUGCACGUUCCUAUAAUGAUAAUAAUAUCUCCGGCACUUCUAAUUAGCGCUCCUAGACAACGGAUUUGCAUACUUUUCAUAUCAACACUCAUUAGUAUUUACUUUAUGGCGAAGAUGAUUUACCAGAUUGAGUACAUAACACACAGCUAUUUUGAUGUUAACUGUACUAAAGUAAACGAAAAUGGUACAGAGAAUGUCACAACUCACAACGACGCAGAAUGGAUCGGUUUCCGCAAGGCCACGUCUGCUAAACCUCUAGUUGUCCUGCUAAAGGGCUAUAUCGGUCUAAUCGCCGUAUUUACAUUCUACUCGUUGGUCACUUACCGUCAAAAAAAUAUCAGGGCUCUGGGAUUAUUGCCAAACAAUAAGGAGAAAUUAAUGUUCCCAAAUAUUACUCGCAAAGAAGCGGACAAGGAUAUGAUCCACUGUAUCAAGUAUUUGGUGAAUUAUGGCUUCUACAAAUUUGGUGUUGAGAUAUCACUGAUCUGCCUAAUGGGCGUUAUCGGUUCACGUAUGGAUCUGUAUGCGGUUAUAUACGCUGGAUGGCUUCUAGCAUUAGUGGCUGCUAGGAGGGCUUGUGUUGCCCGACUGUGGCCCGCCUUUACCGCCUGCGUGACUGCAUUAGUACCAAUACAGUAUAUGAUAGCAGUUGGAUUUAUGCCGUACUUGUGUAUUAACUUCCCUUGGAGCGGGGACUCCCAACAAAUGAAACACAUCCGUACCUGGCUAUUCUUACCAUACAACGAAGAACCGCCGCACGCAAUCAAACUCAUCUUCGACUUCUUCCUGCUUUUGUUCGCUUCACGACAACUGAGAGUUUUCCGUAUUGAAAACGCCCAGGGUGACAGGUAUCCGGGUGGAUCCAACAAAGAAGAUAUCGGAAAAGAUUGGGAGACCCCACAUUUCGUGAAUCCAGUGCCAGAUUUUCUUGGAUACGUUGGGUCAUGGUUGGACGUAAUAAAACGUAUGGUAUUCCUGGGCAUGCUGUGGGUCACACUUGCCAUUAUGUUUAUGACGGGCACAAACCGUGUCAACCUGUUCUCUAUGGGCUACCUUAUUGGUUCCUUUAUCUUCUUAUGGCAGGGAACCGAUUUUUAUUUGCGACCAAAAGAAGCAAUAUUGCAAUGGUGGUCAUGGCUUGUUAGGUACAAUGUUGCUGUAGUGGUCAUAAAGGCCCUUCUUCAGAUCCCGGGUUGCAUGUUCAGUGCAGCGAUGCAGGAUAACGCUUGUUGGCUCGUGCAGUUGCUUGGAAUUGGCUGCGUGGACAAGUUCGCGGGUGGCAAUAUAGCCAGGUUUCUCAAGAUGCGCUACGAUAAGGAAUCGGUCUGUUCUGUGCCUCAAGAAGAUAUUGGUCUAGCAUGGGACGGAGUGUGUUUCGCUUUUCUGAUCUUGCAAAGACGAUUAUUCCACAGUUACUAUUUCUAUAGAGUAAUUGAUGAGAGCAAAGCGACUACUGUUCUCGCUUCAAGAGGAGCAGAUCUAAUAGAGGAACUGAGACUGAAACAAAUGACAAUUCAAGAAGAGCAAGAAAGCAAAAUAUUAGAUAAGAUCAAAGUGAAGAUGGAGAGAAUUAAGGCUAACCAGAAAAAGAUACAAGGUGUUAUAGCUAAAGAACCUACUCAUCAUGAUGCAGCACGCGUGAGGCUGCAGUAUAAGCCGCCCUCCAGCCAUCAGAAGGCCGUGCGUUCCGGAGACUACUACAUGUUUGAUGAGUUCGAUGAUACUGAUGUUCACAUGAAAGACGAUGAAUCCAGUUCAGACGAAGAUGCUCCAAAAUCAAUGGGCUUUGGAAAGCUGGUGUCAACCGCAAUCAAGACGGACAUGCGGCGCGCCGUGUCGUUGCGCCGCGCGUCUGCGCCCGCUGUGCGUCCACGCGACCAGACGCGAGCUUCGUCUGUUACCUACCCCUUCUCCUAUCCCCAUCAGAUGGCCACAAUAUCACCCAGAGCAGAGAGCAGUCGACCUUCGGAUGUAGAAGUGAGGCUUGACGAGCUUGGCGAACCCGGGCCGGCUUCAGACAUUGAUGAAUUUGCUCCACCGCCCGAGUCCGAGACUUUGAUAGACAAAAUGAAAGGUUUCCUGGAUACAGCAGUCGCGUUCAUAUCAAGCAUUCUGGUAUCCCUAACGCGCCAUCUUAUGAAAUACUCGCGGGACUACAGAUAUGUCUCCCGCACUCUAUCUGUAGAGAAGAAGAGAUUAAAGGAAAAAGAAGGUUUUGGCAUCGGAUUGAGGGAAGGCUCACAAAUGAUUUGGGAACCUUUGCCGGAGACCCUUUUGCACCACCGUAAGCUUAGUGAAAUAAGCGUUCCGGAGAUCCGUAUCUUGGCGGCGAGCAUGGAGCGUGGACUGGACUCGCGAUCCGCCUCGCCCGCGCUCUCAGACGACACAUCGGAACACGAGAGCGCCUUUAGCUUGCAAACCACCGAAAGCAAGGACGUAAUGAUGCUAGAAGAUCAAGAUGACUCAAUGUUCAAACAACAAAAAUCGCCACUUGUACACCUUGCAUACGCAUUGUGGUACGCAAUUUUGGCACAUACAAACAUUGUAUGCUACAUUAUGGUAUUCAUUAACCAGAUCCAGUCAGCUACUAUUCUUUCCAUACCGUUACCGCUUAUGGUAUUUUUAUGGGGAACUUUAACAAUACCAAGGCCAACUAAAACGUUUUGGGUAACGCUCAUCGCGUACACUGAGGUCAUAGUACUUAUAAAGAGUAUGUUUCAAUUUGAAAUUCUGCCAUGGAACCAAAAAGCGAUACCCGCCAAUAUGCCGUUCACGGCGCCAAGGAUAAUCGGAAUCGAAAGGAAGUAUAACUACGCACUCUACGACUUACUCCUUCUACUCAUUAUAUUUUUGCACAGGUUCAUGCUAAAAUCUUUAGGUUUGUGGAAAGAGUCCACACCCGAAGUAGAACUACGAGAGGAUAUGGAAUAUCCUCUAAGCACUGAUGACACGCACUUACUAGUAGCAGGCCAAGGUACUGAAGUAGGCCGCAAGUACCUCGAACUACACGAGAGAUCUAGCCCGCCUCAAGAUGCUGAUCAAAAUACAGAAUUGAAUUCACCGCGAUUUAGAGGCGAUGAAACGCAAGAGCCGCCAGAAGAUCACACUGAAAGAGAACAGCAAGCAGGACCUUCGCAUGGUGGCUAUGAUGACCAUUACAAUGUUAACGAUGAUCAAGAGCCAAUAAUUGCAGUAAAAACGACAAUGGAGGAUACAUACGCACACUAUCCACAAGUCAUGUUACUUUCGAUAAAGCGAUAUCUGCGGCCAACUAAGGACUUUUUCCAGCGAAUGUUGGCUCCGGGAGCUCGCGUCACAGCCGAUAUCUAUGCGUACAUGUUCCUUUGCGAUUUUUUAAAUUUCCUCGUCGUAAUAUUUGGCUUCGCUGCAUUUGGAACACACCAAGGUGACGGAGGCGUUCAAGCGUACUUAGAAGAGAACAAAGUGCCGAUCCCAUUCCUCGUAAUGCUUAUUCUGCAGUUUGUACUGAUUGUAAUCGAUCGAGCUCUGUAUUUGCGCAAGUUCAUGCUCGGCAAGAUCCUCUUCCAGUACAUGCUUAUUAUUGGCGUGCAUAUUUGGAUGUUCUUCGUACUCCCCUUCAUCACUGAAAGAACAUUUAAUACUUAUCUCCCGCCGCCAAUGUGGUACAUGGUGAAGUGUAUCUACUUACUGCUGUCAGCGUAUCAGAUCCGCUGCGGAUACCCGCGACGCAUCAUUGGCAACUUCCUCUGCAAAUCUUAUCACUUCCUCAAUAUGAUCUGUUUCAGAGGAUUUAUGGCAGUGCCAUUCCUAUUCGAGCUUCGUACAUUAAUGGAUUGGAUCUGGACGGACACAUCUAUGACACUAAUGGAUUGGCUUAAAAUGGAGGAUAUUUUCGCCAGCAUUUUCUUACUUAAGUGCUCACGCUACGUAGAGGACGAGUUUCCACAGCCGCGCGGCAUUAAGAAGUCAACUACUUCUAAAUACCUCUUGGGCGGCGGGGUACUUGCUUUUGUCAUCGCAAUCAUCUGGUUUCCACUAGUCUUCUUCGCAUUCGGCAAUUCUGUCGGAGAGCCCAACCCGCCAACGGAUGUGACUGUAAAAAUCAGAAUCGGACCAUUCCUGCCUGUCUACCAGAUGUCUGCGCAGUCGCAUAACAUUGACGUCUUCUCAGAGGCGGAUUACACUCAGCUAAGCAACCAAUACGUACGCGACCGUACGGCGCAGACGUUCCUAUCCAACUACAUGUACAACGAUGUGGCCGUUAUCACUAUUAACCCUAAUUCUACAAUGAAGUGGAUGAUAUCCCCACCAGAACUCGCGCGGCUUGAACAGGAAGCCAUCUCCAAUGCAUCGUUAUCUGUUAAAUUCACAUACGUGGUAACGCAUCCCAGCAACAACGCACAGAACCCGCCCACGAUAGACAACAACCGUGAGGUGCCGUUGGAUUCCUUUAUCGAAGGCAAACCAAAUCCCGAAAGGAAGACGCUUCUCGAAAUGUUGACAAACACCGCACCGUCUACAGCAUGGCUGAACGUGAAACUAUUGUUUCCGAAAUUCGUAAAAGUCUUCAACAAAGGUGCAACGAAGCCGGCGUAUCAGUUAAUGCCGCCGAUAGGUGCUAACGAACCUGACGACGCUCGUUACUACCGCGAUGUGCAACUUCGUCUGGAGCGUGAGGGCGGGACCAUGUACUGGCGAGUACGUGAAGCUUGCCAAUCAAGGGAUCCUUUAGCCUCGAUUCCAAUGAAUGACUGUGACAUGCUCGUCAUGUACACUUUCAACGACAAACUCUUCCCGGAGACGCUUAACUUCAUAUCGGGAGGCGGUAUAAUUGGCUUGUACACUACAUUCGUGUUUCUUGCGUCGCGCGUUUUGCGCGGCUUCUUCUCUGGCAUCUACACGAAGAUUAUGUUCGACGACCUGCCCAACGCCGACCGUGUGCUGCAACUCUGCCUUGACAUCUAUUUGGUUCGGGAAGCUUUGGAGAUGUCUCUAGAAGAAGACUUGUUCGCGAAACUCGUGUUCCUGUAUCGCUCACCGGAGACUAUGAUCAAAUGGAGUCGACCUAAGGAAGAAGAAAAUCAGGAACAGAGAGCGUUACCGGCUCCACAGUGAACUUCAAAGGAAAAAAAAAGCGUUCCCGAAACAGCGGCGGUGGCGGCAAAAGUUACACGCAUAGUUACAUUGGUUCGUAGCGUAAUGGCAGUUCUUAUGAGGCAGGCCAGUGGCUGAAGCAGAUUUUAUCUUACUAUAAUUAGACGUCCCAGUGUAGAUAUAAAAGGCGAGGCAUCGAUUCUGUUAGCUUUGAAUGAAUUCGGAAAUAGAUGAUACGUUAAAAUCCUGCUAGUCACAGCAAGGAAACUCACUCACUCACUUGCGGUCACCGCCUGCGACAACUUACGGCCCGAAGGUUUUUUAUUUGACUACAAGUUAUCGUUUGACUGCAAUGUCAUGUGGUAAUUUAUGAUGUAGUCUAAAAUGGCAGUGGACUAACAGUUGGCAGAUAGCGGUUAUAUUAGACCCAUCCAUCCAAUCGAUUUCUCCGCAACAUCGUACCGGAACGCUAAAUGGCUUGGGGGCAUGUGUUUGCCGGCAGGAUGGUAACGUGCCAUAUGGCCGAAGCCUCCCAAAAAAAAUCUGUUCGAAAUUCUUCACGCGACCCGCUUCCACCUCUGUUUGGGAAACACUUAAGUUGGAUUUAAAAUAAAGAUAUGUCAUAUCGUGAACUUCUAAAGCCACAGUUUCAGAUUCAAUUUGCUAUCUAGGUAAUUCAAAUCGGUGCUGAUCUUAGUGAAGUAGGUAAUAUUUGACAGUUCUUAUUAGAAAAUUAUGUCGUCACGAAACGUAUUUGGUUGCACGAAUUCAGUUUUUGAUACACCCAGUUAAAUAAAUUUAGGAUAUCUUAUUUUAUCAAAAAUAUCUUACGUUUUCAAUCUUUAUUGAUUUUAGUAUAGCUGCUAAACUACUAUCACGUGUGUAAAGUCAACUUAUUAUUAAGUACGGUAGUCAUUGAGAGUAGCGGUGCGGAAGUAAAGUAGAGCCAGCCUACCGUACCUACAGUUUCAAUCCAUACCUACAUUACCGUACCUACAUUCAAAUGUAUACAAAAACAAAAUUGUCUUUGUAUAGUGUACUUUUUUCUCUACUUUUGUAUAGUUUUAUAAAAUAUAAUUAAAAGGGCGGUACACUGUGAAAUUUGAUUUUAAUAUUCACGUAAAGUACAUUUGAAAAAUAAAACUGUGGGGUCGUUGUUGCGACCAUGUUAUAUCUGUUUUGGAUUUAACGAGUUAGGAGACAUGCUAGUAAAUAAUAGAUUCUUAAGUUGUGCAGUAAACGAUAGUUACGUAAAGUAAGUAUAACCGCGGUGCUUGAGUGAUUCGAGAUCCUUUUUAAAAUGGCAUAGGUAUAAAAAAAACUUGGGAUGUUUUUUCUAGACUUAAAUAUAGACAAUGAAUUUUAACAAAACGACUCGUUUAUUGUUCGAUGGAUGUGCCUGAUGUUUCUCUUUUUCAAAUGAAUGAAUAAUUAAUUAAAUUAAUUAAAAUUGUUCAAAAUUUGUUCUUGCACAAUGCCUGACCUGCAGGCUGCAUGCAUGCAUUGUCUGCAUAAACGGUAACGUGAAAAGAACACUCACUAAGCAAAUAAGUUAUUAUAUAAAAUUUCAUGAAAAGGGUAAAUAUGUAAUAAAUUUCAGUGAAUCCACAAGAUUUACGAAUAGAAAUUGAUGGAAUUUUCUUCUUGAAACAAACGCACAACGAAGUCACCAGUAAAUGUAUGUUGACUUAUAGGUAUUGCCGCAUCAAAUCCCAUGUUAUUUUAUUAACUGCGCAAUUCUAACGUCAGCACUUUUUUUACGUGACACCAGCUAGCCAGUUAAAUAAAUUAGUACUUAAAUAUUAUUAAAUGCUAGUAUGAUGUGUAGUGCUUACGCUCUCUAUAUUUAAACAAUUAUUUAUUCGUACAGUUUUUAUCUUUUCAAUGUCUUCCUAGUAGUUUAAGACAGUUGUUUGGCUUAAUUAUUCCAACACCCGAAAAAGAAAAUAUCGUUCGAUUAAAUUUGAUUGGAAGUGUUAUUAUUAUAUUAUUAGUAGAAAAAUAAUAUAGAAUAGUUUUUAGUUUAUAUGGUGUCUGAACUGAAGCUGAUAAAAAUAUAUACACGAAUACCGGUCGGUACUAUUUAGACACUACAAAAAUCUAAAGGUACUAAUAUUAUAUAUAUUACUAUAUAUUAUAAUAUUAGGUACUAAUAUUAUUAUAUUCGAAAGUAUGUCUGUUAGUUUAUUUGUUUGGUUCGACAACUGCGCAGAUUCCUUUUUUCUCGGAAAAAACAACGGUGCGUUACUCAACCGAAUAACGUGGAUUAAGUCAGAACAUUGAGUUAUAUAUUUAUAGAGACGUCCAUUGCAAGAUUUAUCGCUUACUUUUACAUUUUAUUUAUAUUAUAGUUAUUUUUGGAGAAUUGUUUGUGGAUUUUAUCAGUGAGAUUUUAUUAACCCUUUAAGUAUCUAUCCCACAAGAGUUUUCAAACUCAAGUGAUGGUACUCUUAUCUACAUAAGAUAUGUUUACCGGAAAGAUUCAUUACCUACUAAAAGUUGUAAUUUCUUUACACCUGAUGUAUCUAUAUGGUUCCUAUAGAGGUAACAUCUCACUGGGUUUUAUGCACAAGCAUAAUUUAUUUACCUUCGCAUAAUAUAUAAUUUGUUAUAUUGCAAAUUUUUGGUUUCAUGAUAAUUAUAUCUUGUUAUAUCUCUACAUUUUAUAAAUGUUAAAUUAUGCAAUGCAAAUAUCAGAUAACUUUAUACCUCAAUAUAUAAAUUUGCAUUUUUGAUAUUUUAUUAUUUAUUGAAUUUAAUUAAGUACAAGAAUUAUUAUGUGUACAUUUUGUAA
Messenger RNA from Pararge aegeria (speckled wood butterfly), 10603 nucleotides. It is a transcript of the gene Piezo, whose product is annotated as piezo-type mechanosensitive ion channel component. The coding region runs from base 166 to 7830 and encodes 2554 amino acids. Lineage: Eukaryota; Metazoa; Arthropoda; Insecta; Lepidoptera; Nymphalidae. The transcript has 53 exons. The record is from RefSeq and is a predicted model, not a curated record.